UGUACUCUUCAUCUUCACUAUUCACUAAGAUUUCAUCAAAGCAAAAAAUUAGCAAAGAUCAAUUUAAUGGCUUCUAUUAAUUGUUUUCACUUAAGAAUUCUGAUUUUGGAAUUCUUGGUUUUGGUACUUAUUAGCAUUUGUUUUAGCAGUUUGCAUGGGAUUAGUGAUUCACAUUUGAGUCUUGAUUUUUACAAGAAAACAUGUCCUUCUGUAGAAGGAAUUGUGAGGAAAGAAAUGGAAUGUGCUUGUCUUUCUGAUCCUCGUAAUGCUGCUUUGAUUUUGAGAUUACAUUUCCAUGACUGCUUUGUUCAGGGUUGCGAUGGCUCGGUAUUAUUGGAUGAUACAGUGACAUUAAAAGGAGAAAAGAAUGCUCCCAACAACAAGAAUGCAUUGAAAGGAUUCAGAAUUAUUGAUAGAAUUAAAAACAGGCUUGAAUCAGAGUGCCCAGGAACUGUUUCUUGUGCUGAUAUUCUUACUAUUGCUGCUAGAGAUGCAGUUCUUUUGGUUGGUGGACCUUAUUGGGAUGUACCAGUAGGUAGAAAAGAUUCAAAAAAUGCAGCAUAUGAAUUGACUGAUACAAAUCUUCCAACUGCUGACGAAGGACUUAUUUCUAUUAUUUCUAAGUUUAUUUCACAGGGACUUUCUGUCACUGAUAUGGUUGCUCUUUCGGGUGCACACACAAUAGGGAAAGCAAGAUGUGUGAACUUCAGAAAUAGAAUUUAUGGAGAUUUUCGAAUGACAACUUCAAUAAUAGAUCCAAUUUCUUCCUCAUACCUUAGCAAAUUGAAAUCAGUAUGCCCUCCUAUUGGAAAUAUUGGAUCAGACAACAAUGAAACAUCAAUGGACAAUGUAACUCCAAAUUUAUUUGACAAUUCCUAUUACCAUGUUUUGCUUAAAGGAGAAGGACUCAUAAAUUCAGACCAAGAACUUUAUUCCAGUUUUCUUGCAGUUCAAACAAAGAAAAUUGUUGAGAAAUAUGCUGCAAAUACAAUUGCAUUUUUUGAACAAUUUGCUGAAUCAAUGGUGAAGAUGGGAAAUAUUACAAAUCCAGAAACUUAUGUGAAUGGUGAAGUUAGGAAGAGCUGCAGGUUUGUGAAUACAUAGAAUGGUGCUACUUUUGGAUCUUCAAAGACAAUGAGAUCUUCAAAUUUUAUGUAAAACACAAAGAAUAUUGAGAAUUUGGAAUUCAAUUUUAAUUUCUAUUUGAUUUGUUUGUAAUUUCUCGAGCAGAAAAUUCUAUGAUAUGAUAUUAUUGAGAAUAGUUGAA
Messenger RNA from Nicotiana tabacum (common tobacco), 1267 nucleotides. Its product is annotated as peroxidase 11-like. The record is from RefSeq and is a predicted model, not a curated record. Gene Ontology annotation, molecular function: peroxidase activity; heme binding. Gene Ontology annotation, biological process: response to oxidative stress; hydrogen peroxide catabolic process. NCBI's taxonomy places the organism in Eukaryota, Viridiplantae, Streptophyta, Magnoliopsida, Solanales, Solanaceae.